Malassezia sympodialis ATCC 42132 is the source of this 768-nucleotide messenger RNA. RefSeq names its product adenylate kinase ADK1 (gene ADK1). The record is from RefSeq and is a predicted model, not a curated record. Lineage: Eukaryota; Fungi; Basidiomycota; Malasseziomycetes; Malasseziales; Malasseziaceae. Gene Ontology annotation, molecular function: ATP binding; AMP kinase activity. Gene Ontology annotation, biological process: ADP biosynthetic process.
AUGUCGACCCCCGCGACCACCGAGCUCACGUACCUCAAGUCGCUCGUGAACGAGCUGAACGAGAAGAUCGCCGUUCUCGAGGGCCAGCAGCCCGCGAAGGAGGGUGUGCGUAUGAUCCUGGUCGGCCCGCCUGGUGCCGGCAAGGGCACGCAGGCGCCCAAGAUUCUGGAGCGCUUCCAGAACAUGGUGUGCCACCUGGCCACGGGUGAUCUGCUGCGCCAGCAGGUGUCUCUCGGCACGGAUCUCGGCAAAUCUGCGAAGAAGAUCAUGGACCAGGGCGGUCUCGUGAGCGACGAGAUCAUGAUCAACAUGAUCAAGGACCAGCUCGAGAACAACCGCGCGUGCCGCAAGGGCUUUGUCCUGGACGGCUUCCCCCGCACGACGCCGCAGGCGGAGAAGCUCGACCAGAUGCUCGAGCAGCGCCACCAGAAGCUGGACCACGUCGUGGAGCUGCAGAUCCCCGACCAGCUGCUGAUCAGCCGCAUCACCGGGCGCCUCGUGCACCCCGGCAGUGGCCGCAGCUACCACAAGGAGUUCAGCCCGCCGAAGAAGCCGAUGACCGACGACGUGACGGGCGAGCCGCUUGUGCAGCGCUCGGACGACAACGAGGAGGCGCUCCGGAAGCGUCUCGUGACCUACCACAAGCAGACGACGGCCGUGACGGAGUACUACAAGAAGCGCGGUAUCUGGUCGCCCAUCGAUGCGACGCAGGCGCCCGGCACGGUGUGGCACUCGAUCAGCGCCGUCUUCGAUGGCGCCCGUGCGUGA